Messenger RNA from Eruca vesicaria subsp. sativa (arugula), 1783 nucleotides. Lineage: Eukaryota; Viridiplantae; Streptophyta; Magnoliopsida; Brassicales; Brassicaceae. The record is from the annotation of a GenBank genome assembly.
GAAAAAUCGAAAAUCGGAAUCGGAAUCCGAAACAUCCGUCGAAAAAGAAACAAAUUUCUUGCAAUUGAAGUUACCUUUUAACUCUCCUUUAAAUCAAAAUCCCCAAUUUUGCCAACUUCUCUCCCUGUUCUCAGGUUUUGGGGGAGAAAUAAAGAGAGAGAGAUUUUAGAACAAACCCUAGUGACAAAGUUACAGUCUUUUUGCUUUAAAAUGGGUCGUGAAUCAGUGUCUACUCUGUCUUCUCCGCCCACGGCGACGGCCACGGCCACUGCGGUGGCGACGGCCACGGCCACUGCGGUGGCGACGGCGCUUGCUCCUGGGUUUCGAUUUCAUCCCACUGACGACGAACUCGUGAGCUAUUACUUGAAGCGGAAGGUUCUGGGUAAGCCCGUACGGUUCAAUGCGAUUGGGGAUGUGGAUAUCUACAAGCAUGAGCCUUGGGACUUAGAAGUUUUUUCGUGGUUGAAGACAAGGGACCAGGAAUGGUACUUCUAUUGCGCGUUAGACAAGAAGUACGGAAACGGCGCUAGGAUGAACCGAGCCACUAACAAAGGCUAUUGGAAAGCAACUGGUAAAGACAGAGAGAUCCGCAGUGAUGUUCAGAUUCUCGGUAUGAAAAAGACACUCGUUUUUCACAGCGGUCGUGCCCCGGAUGGGCUCCGGACCAAUUGGGUCAUGCAUGAGUAUCGCCUUGUGGAUUAUGAAACCGAAAACAAUGGAAACUUGGUGCAAGAUGCAUAUGUGUUGUGCAGAAUUUUUCACAAGAAGAACAUUGGGCCACCAAGUGGGAACAGAUAUGCACCGUUUAUGGAAGAAGAAUGGGCUGAUGAUGGAGUAGCUCUGAUUCCAGGAGUAGACGUUGGAGUCAAGGCAGAGCCGCUACCAGUAGCCAAUGGAAACUACCAGAUGGACCAGUCAGAAAGCAAGGACCUUAUUAACAUCAACGAGCCACCAAGAGAGACUACUCCAAUGGAAAUCGAACUUAACCAUAAGAAUCAUCAGGAGACUGCCCUCAAGCCGCAGCAGAAUAACAACAAUAACCAUUCUAAUGAAGAUGAGAAAGCACUCAAACGUGAGCACCCAGAUGAGGAUGACCGUCCUCCUCCUGCAAACAAAGAAGCUCCGUCACCUCUCCUCCAAUACAAACGCAGGCGCCAAAACGAAUCCAACAACUCAAGAAGGACCACACAGGACCACUGUUCGUCCACAACAAAAACCGUCGACAACACAACAACCUUAAUCUCAUCAUCUGCUGCUCCUGCCACCAGCACUGCCAUCUCUGCAUUGCUUGAGUUCUCUCUCAUGGGUAUCUCAGAGAAGAAGCAUCUUCACAAGGAAGCUUCUCCUACCACACUUCCACCUCAUGAAGAGAAGCUUAACGAUCUGCAGAAGGAGAUUCACCAGAUGUCUGUUGAGAGAGAAAGUUUCAAGCUUGAGAUGAUGAGUGCAGAGGCUAUGAUCAGUAUUCUCCAGUCUAGGAUUGAUGCACUGCGCCAGGAGAACGAUGAUCUGAGGAAUAACAACGCCAAAGGUCAAGCAAUGCUCUAAAGAGUAAAGCCAUCUCUUCAGGUUUCUUCUUCUUUGCAUUUUAGCUGUGUAAUAUAGUGAGCUAUCUACUAUGUAUAGCUUCAGGAGACGGAUUGUGAACCGUUUGGAUGGCUGUUAUAAAAGUAUGAUUUAUUAUCUUCUUGUUGGUGGGAUGUUUAUGCAUCUUUUGAGAAUAUUUUCAGGUUGGUCUAUUGUCAUAUACCUCUAUAAUCUAAUCUGAUAUUUUCAGUUAAGA